AUGCAAGUGAUUGCAGGCAUGUGGACGCAGCUGGAGAAAAGUGUUAGCAAGCAACGCACAACAAGCAGAUGCGUUUGCUGUGCGUGGAGCUGUGAUGGUCAACUGUACGCUAUUGGAAUGUUUGAUGGCACCGUUUCCUUACGUUCUGCUGCGACCGGCGCGGAAGUAAAAAAAAUCGAACGCUCUUCUGGUGAACCGGUUUGGGCGGUGGCUUUUGGACCUGCGCGUAGUCCUGCUGAUGCAUUACGGCAGCGCAGUGGCAGCAAUUCACACGAGAAUUUUUUCGGUGAACUAUUGGCAGUAGCUGAUUGGGGACAAACAGCUGCUUUUUAUGAUUUGGAUGGAAAUCAGGUCCAUAACUAG
Molecule: messenger RNA, 363 nt
Organism: Gongylonema pulchrum
Lineage: Eukaryota; Metazoa; Nematoda; Chromadorea; Rhabditida; Gongylonematidae
Source: the annotation of a GenBank genome assembly